AUGCAAACGGCAACAAUCAACAGGAAAGAUACGUGUAUGCUUUUUUGCAGGUGUACGUUGCAAAUCUUUUCUUUUCAGUGUAAAUCCUUCUUUUUAUUUCUUUCCCCUGUUGCUGCUGAUGGUUGUGAUGUGUAUGCGCACUUUAUUUUUUAUUUUUUAUUUUGGCCAUCACUUCAUUUGCACACACUCUCAUUCUUUGAGUCUAUUCCCUUAGAUGGGAGGAGAAGGAGGAAAACGGGGCAUAUCAAUCUGACGAUGAAUUCACGCGGAAAAGAGCCAAUCGGUUUUCGUGGUGGCCGCGGUGCUUCUGGCGUCUCCGUCGCGGCACGUGGCUUUGGACGUAGCGGCGGCAACGGAGGUCGAGACGUUGCGCGCGGGAGAGGCCGUGGCCGUGGCGGCCAUUUACUGCGCGCGGGGGCAGACCGCCCCGAGUCAUCUGCCUUGAUGUCGCAGGAAGAUAGUGGCGGCGACGAUGACGAGAAGGGAGUCAUGCAGGGGGAGAAUGUGCACUUGGCGACGGGGAAGCGCUCCACAGCGCUCCACAAACAGCGUCAUGUCAAAACAAUGUUGACGGAGGAAGGCACGGAGCUCCCAAAGAAGCUCAACAACAGGGUGUUUAUUGAUGGUCUGCCCUACGAACAUAAAGCGACGCCGGGAUCCUCCACUCUUGAGGAGGAGCUGAUGCAGUUUGUUGCGGCAUGGAAGGUUGGCAAGCCCGUUCGUCUCAUCAAGCGGGAAGGCCAGGGGUUUGGUUUUUUGGUUUUUCACUCUCCGCACAGCGUUGAUGUGGCGGUGCGUGUGCUGAAUGGAAGGAAGUUUCUGGGUCGCAAGCUGCGGGUGGAGGUGCCGAAGCCAAAGGACAUGACAACAAACGACGUGGACAUCAGCCUAGAUGCGGGGAAGAGUAGUUUUGCCCGCCAGGUCCUUUUGUCCGACCUGGCGAAGAUCACACAGCCAGAAAUUGUUCGCGAGAUCCUGCGAGAUGUGGCGCCCCAGCUGGAGAAGCGGCUUGAAUCCAUCAAGAUGACCUCAAGGAAUCGCAAGGCAUUUUUGACAUUUUUGUCUGCCGAUGACGUGGAGCCGGCGGUACGGUUUCUCGAUGGCUUCUCCAUGUUGGGCCGCCGCAUCACUGCCGCACGGGCUGCCGCGCCUGGCUCGCUGCCGUACACAAAAUCUCCGGGCCACGUUUUAUCGCACAAGAGGAGCGGUGCAUCGGCAGAUGAGGAAAGCCACGGUGAGGCCAUGCACGCGGGAAUUCUUCAUGGUGAUGCGGACGAAGAGGAGUGUGGGCAGCCAGUGCUGCCAUUGGGGGUGGUGAAUCCACCAGCAGCGCAACAGGAGGCGAGGCGUGCGGGGCGGAAUGUGGCCAAAGAGCUGAAGCCAAGCAACAUCACUGGCGUAACAGAGAAGUACAACUUGCUAGAGGAGGGGCCAGCGGAGGUGUUUGUCGGCAACCUUGGUGAGGAGAUCACCGAGGAGCAGCUCCGCUGUCACUUCAGUGUGUGCGGUAGGAUAUUGAGUUGUGAUCUUCUCGUGAAUAAAAGCACAAGUUUGCCCACGGGCAUCGCGCGUAUUCUCUUUGCUCUGCCCGCGUACGCUAGCUAUGCACAGAAGCACCUUCAUGGAUCUUGUUUGCACGGCCACGUCAUUCGUGUCGAUCGUGGCGAAGAGCCGAGCGCGCCUCUGGCGUCGGAUUUGGCGCCGCACGACGGUGAGGAUGUGGUCGAUGAGGAUGGUUACAUGGCGCACUACGGCGUGAAGGACAAGGCUGCCUAUUUUAAGGGCACUUCGCUCGAGGAGAGGCGUGACGGUCGCAAUAAGAGUAAGCGGGCGAGGGAGACAGCCGUUGACACCAAAAAAAAGAGAAGGAAGACGAAGGAUGAAGCAUUCAAAACAUCAGGCUUCAUUUCUGCUGGUGGCAAUGAUGAUGAUGAUGAGGAGGAGGAGCGGUUUCAUGAUGCGGAUAAAGUAAUUGUGCCGGUGACCGCUUCAUCUGGGCGAAGGGAGCCGAAGAAACGAUUGAUUGCGGUGAAGAGGCGGGCAAAACGGGCGAAGAAAGCGUUUGAGUGA
Molecule: messenger RNA, 2070 nt
Organism: Trypanosoma cruzi
Lineage: Eukaryota; Euglenozoa; Kinetoplastea; Trypanosomatida; Trypanosomatidae
Product: RNA-binding protein, putative
Exons: 1
Coding region: 1-2070 (689 amino acids)
Molecular function (GO): RNA binding
Source: RefSeq, a predicted model, not a curated record